This is a messenger RNA of Dreissena polymorpha, 1541 nucleotides long. RefSeq lists its product as uncharacterized. Lineage: Eukaryota; Metazoa; Mollusca; Bivalvia; Myida; Dreissenidae. The coding region runs from base 105 to 1541 and encodes 478 amino acids. The record is from RefSeq and is a predicted model, not a curated record. Gene Ontology annotation, molecular function: zinc ion binding; protein binding. The transcript is spliced from 4 exons.
UAAUAUAAUAUAUAUGUGUGUAUAAUAUGUUUCUAUACUGAUGCAGAUUUAUUUGUAAUUAUAGUGUCAGAAAGUGACUUUGUUAAAACCAGUUAAUCUACAAAAUGGCAACAAGUUCUCCGUCUUCAGUUGAGCUGGGUUCGGAUGAAGUGAAGGACUAUAUUUGUAAUGCCUGUGAAGACCAGAAUAAUGUUGAGACACGUGCUGAUUUCUUUUGUAAACAGUGUGAACGGUUUUAUUGUGGAAACUGUAUUGAUUCACAUGGUAAAGCCUUGGCUAAACAUACUACAUUUGGAAGGGUCGAAAUAGAUAAAUGGCCAGUUUCAAAAAAGGUGGUGGAUUUUCUACAAACUUGUGAUGUUCAUAAGGACCAUAAAAUUGACCAAUUCUGCAACCUGCACAAACAUCUGUGCUGCCCUCAGUGUGUAUCUGAUCAACACAGCCAGUGCAGAGAAGUGACCCAGAUUUCGGAGCUGACCAACUCGCAGCCCUCAGGCCUAGAGGGGCUGUCAGUGGAGCUGGAAACUGUCCUGGGGGAAAUUAAAACCCUGCAGAUCAGUCAGGAGGCCAGCAUUCAGUCAUUGCAGAGAACAUACAAUGAACAUAGGGAAGUUAUGAUAGAGCAAAUGUGUGGCAAUUUAAAUACUUAUAUAGAUAAAUGUGAUAAUAAUUCUGUGGGAACAUCAGGCGGAAAUGAGCAAUAUUUAAACGAAGAGAUGUGUAGGAAUGUUGUUUCUAUCUUGAAUGAAUUCGAUAAUAUUACUGCGAAGGAACUUAACGAGAUGAAAGAUGAAGUUAUAAGCAUAAAAGGGUCAGUUACAAGUUCUAUUCAUAAAUGCACCAGUCUUCACAAUGACUUGUCACAAUUCCAUGAAAUUGUUCAGAAAAUUGGAGAUCAUAAGGAGCUCUGCCUUAUAGCCAGCAUAAAAUGUAAGCAUAUAAUACAGCAGGCACUGACUCUGCUGGGAAAGUCAGGCAAGGCGUUUAAUGUCCAGAGUAAUGCUAAGCACAAUGUGAGAAUAUCAAGUGAUUCAUAUCCAUGUAGUAUCAUAGGCAUAUGUGUUCUGACUGAUGGGCAGGUCCUGGUUGCAGACAGGGAUAAUAAGAGAGUCAAGCUUCUGAGCCAGCAGUACAAGGUGGUGAGUCAUUGGGAUGUGAAUGCUGAGCCACAGGAUAUAUGUCAGAUCACACCCAGAGACAGGCUGUACAUCACCAGCUACUGGAACAAGCUUCACACCCUGGCCAGGGAUGGCACACUCCUGGCUACAUGUACAGACCCAGCACUAGAGGGCCUAUAUGGUCUACAUGUGACCCCUGCAGGCCAGGUGCUGGUCUGUGGAGCCUGGUCCAACACUGUACUCCAGGUGGGCUGGGAGGGAGAGAGUAAGCUGGCUACUCUUGCUACACGGGAAGAUGGAGUGUGGUACCCAGAGUCACUACUACUCAGCAAAGAAGACAACUGUCUGGUGAAAGGCUGGCCCUAUUACAGUCUAGUGAUGUCGGGGGACACGGCCUUUCCAUGGCUGGGGAUUGCAUUUUAG